CCCCCCCCCCCCGCCAAAGAAAUUAAGGGCAUCUUGCAGUCUAUCCCUGCUGGAAGAAGAAAAGCAGUUUUUCCACCAUGUUCUAUUAUCCCAAUGUUUUGCAACGCCAUACCGGCUGCUUUGCUACUAUAUGGCUGGCAGCGACCGGUGCAACCAGAUUGCUCAAGAGGGAAUACUUGAAAGUCAACAUCCCACAAACAUGCGAGGAGAUCAUAGCCUUCAUACUUGUGCAGGUCCCGCCCAUCAUCCCCGGCACUCCCCGGCCCCGAUUCUCACUCUACCUGUCUGCCCAGCUGCAAUACGGGGUAGUCCGUGUCUACAACCGCCAAUGCCAAUACCUCGCAGAAGAGAUCCAGCAGAUCUUGGAACGGCUCCACCGAGCGCAGCAGCAAAUCCGCAUUGACUUGACAGACCUGGAACAACCAAUGCUGCUUCUCCCGGACCAGCUGACCCUGAUGGAAACCCUGGAGGAAGCUCCGGACCCCUUCUUUGGAGUGAUGGUCCCGGCGCUGCCGAGCCCUGUCUGCAUCCCACAUGUCAGGCGCAUCUUGGAAGCCCCCACCCCUGAAAAAAGCCCGCUGACGCAAUCUCCACAACCACCUCCUCUGCACCGGAGAGCAGACUUUAUCGAAGUUCGGUUAUCCAUUAAGUCACCCCUAACCAAUAUCUCAUCUUUGCCCCAAGGAGAGUUGCACCUCACCGUCUCGCCAGAUGAGAUUACCCUCAAAGAAGCUGAGCCCAUCAGAUUGCUGCAGAUUGAGGGCGAGCAAGAUCUGCCCGAGAUCACGGUCCGGGAGAUCGAUAUGCUGGUCGAACAGGAAAGGUUUGUGGUGCACGGUGAUGAGGGGCCCCCGCUGUCGCCCACGGUUUCUCCCAGGAAAAGGCACGCUGAAGAAGGUGAGAGAGUCCCUGGAAGAAGUCAGGAAGAGAGAGCCGUCCAUGUCGUUGGGCCUGUCCCCUCCCACUCGCCUGCUUCUCCCCACAGAACUGAGAAGGAGCCGUCAGCUGCAGGGGAGACAGGAGUUCUGCUGGAAGAGGAGGCCCGGCCUUUAUUAGAAGCCCCUUUGGUGCCUCUGGAGAUUACGCCCCCGAAGCCUGGAUUGGCACCUUCUCCCCCUUCACCCCCCAUUUCGCCAAAACAUCAGCCCCCUCUGAGCCCCGAGCUCCUCCUGCCUGCCUACGAGCCGUCCCCAGCCCGCCCCACCCGGCGACGGAGGCAGCUGCGCUUCGUGGAUGUGGUGACCCAGAUACCCCGGGACGACUUUCAGAAGCAGAUCUUGGACCCACAGACGCAGUGCCAGCCCCUGGAGACGGUGCUGUUGCCAGCGAAGAGGCUGAGGACCCCUGCUGAGCUCCUGAGCACUCCAACGCAUGGAUGGAUGCACCCCACCCUCCACGGCCUCUGGGCCCACUGCGCCCACCUCCAGUGGGUGGAUUAUGCCAGGCAGAGAGCGAGGGAGGAAACGGCACAGAGGAGGGAAGAAGAAGAGCAGCGGUCCGCGGAGGUUCCCAGCGAGCUGGAGGUGCUGCGAGAAGCUGAAGAAGCGAGCGUGCCGCUGGUGGGCUCCUCAGAAAUCUCCCUCGAGACCACCGAAGAAGAGAUCCGGGCUAGUCUGGUGGCUGCCGAGGAGAGGAUCCUCGUGGAACCCGAGGAAGGGAUGCUCCCCAUGGUGCCCGAACUUCCUGAAAUCAGCUUCGAGCUGCCGCUGGACAAGGACAUGCUCACGCUUGCUGAUGUGCGCAGGCUGGUGGCCGCUAAACUGCAGCAGUUUGGAGAGACCGAGUUUGAACAGCUGGUGCCUCUGAGAGUUUCGAGGGCCGUCGCCAGCCGGUUCUUCUACCUGUGCCUAGUCCUUGCCGGAGGCCACUACUUCCGCCUAGAGCAAGCGGAGCCCUUCGGCCCGAUCCUGCUCAAGCCCGGCGCCCGCUUCUACCCCAGCUAGCGGUUCCUGCCCAUCGCUGCCCGC
Heteronotia binoei (common prickly gecko) is the source of this 1967-nucleotide messenger RNA. RefSeq names its product REC8 meiotic recombination protein (gene REC8). The transcript is spliced from 19 exons. Gene Ontology annotation, biological process: synaptonemal complex assembly; mitotic sister chromatid cohesion; replication-born double-strand break repair via sister chromatid exchange. The record is from RefSeq and is a predicted model, not a curated record. NCBI's taxonomy places the organism in Eukaryota, Metazoa, Chordata, Lepidosauria, Squamata, Gekkonidae. Gene Ontology annotation, cellular component: synaptonemal complex; cohesin complex. Gene Ontology annotation, molecular function: protein binding; chromatin binding. The coding region runs from base 78 to 1943 and encodes 621 amino acids.